UAAUUUCACAUUUAAUUUAAUCGCUUUUCUCCUAUCACAAAGCUAUUUUAAGUGAUCCCAACUCCAAAGAUCAAUAUUGAUCUUUGAACGACACCCGCGUCUACAAAGCAACCCAUGAUCUAAUUUUCGCACGAAUUGAGACAUCAAGUGACAAGAGCGGACGUCGAAGCAGCCACGCCCGCUCCGUCGGGAUCUUUCCACGCCAUUCGAGGUUUCGGUCACGUGACGAGGAAGCGGCUCUUCCCCUCGAGGGCCGUUCCAUUGCAGCAGGCGGGGGUGUGUGCGCUGCUUGAAGGGGUUUACGCGUCGACGAGACCAUCUCUUAUUACGCAGGGAGCUGAGAGAGAGAGAAAGAGAGACAGAGCGCGCGCGCGCUGGCGCUUGCCUCAAUCCACGCGUCAAACGGCUCGCGCGGGCAGCCCAACGGCCGCGUCACGUGACUGCAGACUUCGACCGGCCGGGAAGCGGAGCGGGUUGCGUGAGCUGAGGGCUGAGCCGCUUUUCCCGUCGUUGUUUCUUCUUUUCCUCGUGGGGCGAAUCCCCCUCGCUUACCUCGCCGAGAGACGCCAUGAGCUGCUUCAGCCGCCUUCGCUGGGCUGCCCUAGGCUGGGCGCUGCUCCUGCUGGUGGUCGCCUCUUGCCUCACGUCCGCGUUGGCCGCGGCCGAAGAGGAGGAAGGUGAGGAGACGGAGCGGGCGGGCGGGCGGCGCAGGGCUUCGGGAGCGAAAAGGCUCCUUGCGUCGCUGCGAAGCCUUGAAAGCGAAGCGGGGGGAACACAGGGGGCCGGAAGGCUGCCAGAUAGCCGCCCUGGCCUUGACGGAGCGGCGCUAGACGGGGCUCGUAGUGCAGCCCCUCCUCGAAGAAAGCAGCCCCGAGGGCGGAGGGAAUGAAGAGAGGGGGGAGGUGGUCUUGUUACGGGUUGCCAAGGGGCGGAGGCGAGGCGGGGGGGGCAGAGCGCACCUCCGGCACCGACCCCCCUUUACUCUUUUGAAGGCAUGCAGACCCCCCCCCGCCAACGUGGAAUUCCCCUCCCCCCCCGCUCCCCACGUGGCAAACAGUUGAUUUCGGUCCGAAAAAGGCCGAGGGGUUGAAAUGGUUAAACAUGGCACGCAGCUGCUGAGGGGCGAACAUGGCCCGCCGCGGCUGCAGUUCAGUUCAAGCAUCGCGGUUCUUCCGCGUCAGGGGCGAUUCUAGCCCUAGUUUAUUGGGGCAGGGGCGGCUUCUGCGUCCCCUUAUCUUCCGAGAGAGGCAUCGGCAGGCGGGAAGAAUGCGGGGAGGCAGGAUUCGCGGUGUUGGGAAGCUUGGGUCGUGGGAAAGGGUCCGCCCACCGCCAGACCUGAGGCUCAGGAGAGUUGCCUUUUCGUCGCUUGUAAGAGAAACGAAACCGUGGGGUGUGGUGGUGGGGAUGAAGGCGGCGAAGGGCCACUGGCAGCUGCCCUGCUCGGUCUGGUUUCGGAUUGUGUUGCCUCCGUGUUCGCUGCGCUCCGCCUCCCCCUCUGAAAAGUUUACGAACAUUCGAGCCGAGACAAUGCAGCAACGUUGCCCUCUCUCUUCGUAUAUUUAUUUAUCCUGUAGUGACGCACGAUCUGUAUAUCAGUUAUGAGUUAACGCAGGGGAUGAAGUGCAAGGAUUUAUUGUUCAAAAGCCCUAAUUCUUUACAGCGUAGGAGCUAUUUUGAGAGAGGUUGCAAGCGUCUAAUCGGCAAUCUGACCUCUAUUUUCAGGGAGAUAACUCAAGUAUUUACUGGUAUUUGUUUUCCUCCUUGCCUUUCUAUCAUCAUGGUUGUUACGAUGGCACCAUCAACUUUCAUGGCACUGGACAGUAUAUAAGAGGUUUUGUCUAAAUUAACAGGAUGAAAGCUAUAAACAGAAAAAAGUACUUUGGUUCUCUUAUUUUAAAGCUGUGUUCAUUCGUUUGUCUUUGCAACUGCACAACUGAUGGAGGCAAGUAAGUUGAGUAAGUUGGGAGAAGGCCUUGAGGGAAAAGAUUUCCACCCUCCAAGGAUUCCCCUGCUGAUGUGUUUUAACAGCUGCUUUUGCCAUGAAUGUCUGUAGAAGCUGCUAUUAGGAUGAAUCUAGAUUUCUUUUAAUCAAUUGCAUUAAAGGUUUUCAACCUAAUAUACCAUAAAAUUCCAAACUAAAGUAAAGAGAAAAAUGAAAGAAUGUAUCAAACAGAAAGAAACUAAAGACAAAAUUAAAGUAAGAUAAUCUUCAUAAAACACAAAAUUAUAAAUAUAUCUAUGUAGCCCUUGGUCACCAUUUUAUCUUAACCUUCACACACACAGAGAGUUGAAUUCUCCCACCUCCCACCCUGAGAAAAGCCAUUCUGACCUGCCUCAUAGAGGCCCUAUCCUCCCUGUCAGCUCCCUGUACAGGAUGAGUCUAGAUUUUUUCUCCCCAAAAAUAAAUUACCUCACUGGAGUUUUCUGAAUUGUUGACAUUCAUUUCUGCUCACUUAUUCACACAUCACAUAGCAUGCAAGCCCAUCUUUUAAAACCCAUUGAAAACGGUUUGACUAGAAUGGACCUGAAGGACAUAGAGCUGAGUUGGCUGAACUGAUGCUAGAUAUGUUGUGCAUACUUCUAACAGAUAAACCCACAUUAUUAUCUAUUAAAUUUGUAUACUGCCCUUCAUCAGAAGGUCAUAGGGGGGUUCACAACAUAAAAAUACAAAAUGAGAACACAAAAUACAUAAUAAAAACAAACCAAUAACUCCCUCCCACAAGCACAUUUCAAAUUCUGUAGAAUGUUUUAUCAGUUGAAAGUGGAUGUUGCUGGUGCUAGUAUCAUUCAGCCUGUUUUGAUUUAACCAAAUGAGAAAAUAAAGUGGAAAUGGAGGAAUGAAAUAGUUUUAUUUACUAAUAUCUACUUUGGGCAUUCAAAGAAGUUAUUCCUACGAAUUUCAUCUUAAACGACCAGUUGCUUAUUUUGAGCUAGAUAACAUUUUAGGAUACUUCAUAUUUGGCGUGUUAGCUUGCAGGUUAAUGCUCUCCUCAUAAAACAGGAGUGGAAAACUUCAAAUAGUUGAUUAUAUGCAGUGCUCUACGAGCUCCUUCCUUGCCCACUAGCAAUAGUUUUCAGAAGAGGGGAAAGGUCAUACUUUAAUUCUCAAAGCAGAUAUCUCAUUGCAGUAGUUUACAUAUUCCUUGGCACUGGUGGGGCUUCAAUUGGAGUAUGAAAUUAAAACUAGAAUUGUUUCCCGAACAUGGCACACAAACUCAUUUCAAUAUAUGUGCUUAAUGGAAUUAAAGCGAAGCUGACCAAGCCUAUUCCUAGGAAGUAGGAGGGAAGAUUUGUAAGACAUAGCUACCAGGGCAGUCAGCAUUGACCAGGGCUCCUUUCUGUGCCUACACACAGUGACUGAAACCUAUUUGUAGCUAUGUGCAAAGGCCUGAAGGCAGUUUGUGUUAUUAUUUCUUUUAUGAAUUGCUUUCCAUAAAAAUCUCAAAGAGGAAAGCAAUUUCAGGUCUGGUACAAAUGGCAGAGUGUAGUAUUUUAGGCACCGAUAAGCUAAAAUAAUAGGUCUAAUACAGCAUGCAUAACAAUCUUUGGAAUUUAGGACUUAGCAUCACUGUCAUUGUGAAAGGUCUAUAAUAUAGCAUCUCGGAACUGCUCCAUUUGACAAAGGACACUUGCAAGCAAGAGGUAGUGAGGCCAGAAGUAGCCUCCGUUUAUUGGUGCUGUUGCAGACUACCACCACCAACACAUAGGAGCCAAAAAGCUAGCCUUUCUAUAAAGUUAGGUCAUCCUCAAAUAAUUAUUCAAUAAACGAUCAUUUUCUAUGUCAUGCAGCUCUAAUUGUGAAUCACGUUGCCCUACAGAUGUUGCCAGUGUACACCUCCCAUCAAUCUGACCAUUUGCCACGCAAGCUGGGGCUGAUGGGGGAUAAUGUCUGGAGGGUCCCACCCACCCUGACUUACUGCCACAUUCAAAAUCACUCAUGGUUUGUCUCCCUUAGACAAACCAUAAGCAGUAAGCCAAGAACAAACAUUAGUUACAGUUUGUAUUAAUGAUGGACAUUACAGACUUGGUAAGCUAAAAUACAGUAAAUUAAACAAACAAAAAAUGUGGGAAGCAUAUUGCUAAAAACAUUAAGACAAGUAACAAACAUUUGUUUACACAAAUAAGAAGGAGCCAUGGAGGUAGUUGGGCUGUUCAGCAAUGAAGAAAUGGUAAAGGAAGACAGGAAGUUUACAUAAAAACUGAAUGAAUAUUUGUGUUGUCCACACUGUAAAACUAACUCAACUAGAAGUAACCAGAAAUGAAUGUCUAGGAUCCUUUCUCCUUGGUUACAGGUGUUAAUUUCCUAUGUUAAUUUUUUCAUUUGAAAAUAAAAAAACAAUUACUUUAUAGUGCUUGCUUUUGUUUAUUCACAUUUAACACCCUUCUAUACCUCAGGGGUGCCAUAGAAUGUUCAUAAUUUGUUCAUAAUGUUCAUUUACCUUUUGAAAUUGUGAUCUAUCAACUGUUUAAAAAUGCAUUCUUCCUUUUUAGCUGGCUGUGAAAAACAUACCAACUGUAGUUCCUGCAUUAGUAGUACUGACAAAUCUGGAAUAAACUGCACCUGGAUUUUUUGCAACGGUAAAUGGAAUUAUUUUGAAUUGUAAUACCUAAGAGUAGUUAAGUAUGUUUGCUUUUUCUGGCUUAAUAGUGGUUGGCACUUAUUGAGGUGUGAAACCUGGACUUAUCAUUUUUGAGCCAAACUGCAUGCUAAUAAGCCCACCCUCUGUUGACACUGCCACACUCAGAGGCUGUCUUCAGUUGAGGAAAAAGAUGCAUAUCUGUGUAGUUUGUCCUUUGGGCUGUAAGCUGGGGUUCAGGCUUUUUAUUUGGGGAAGGGAAAUUUUCUGAGCAAGCGACAGGCUCGCUAUUGGAAGUGGGGCAAAGUACACAGUGGAGUAAAAAACUGCAACCAGAGAAAGCCAUGGGUGUUGAAAAAAUGAGGUGGGGGAAAGUAGGAGGGUUUGAGGCUGAAAUAUCAGGGAGUUGAGGAGGCACAGGGCUGCUGGGUCUUGAAACAUGAACCUGGCAGCUGCUGUUUGUUUAAAGUUGCAUGGAAGGUUUUGUCAAUUGGGGCUUUUACUACUGCUGCCCCACAGAACCUUAUAACCCUAAGGCAUGGGUCGGCAAACUUUAAGGGCCGGAUCCAGUCCAAUUGCCUACUGGAUCCGGCUCGCGGGCGGUCUGGGAAUCGGCGUGGGGAUUCUGAUUGUUCGGGCUGCGACAUUUCUCCCCCCCCCCCCACACCGCGGCGGCACUUCCUCCCUCCCUCCUCCUGGUCUUCUCCUGCCUAGAGGAAGGGGGCUGGGCUUUGUUGAGCCGCGGUUGGCUGAGCGCCAUUUUAAGCAGCUCCUCUCCGGAGCCAGCCCUUUCACGCCACUCAUUGUCUCUCCGCUGCUGCCAGCUUCUGCCGCUUGCAGGGCGCAGGUAAGCGGCCACCAGGGCUCGUCUGGUGCUGUGGAGAAGGGAGGGGAGAGUCGGGGGGAUUUCCCCCCCCCCAUAAAAUAUAGUCCAGCCCCCCACAAGGUCUGAGGGACAGUGGACCGGCUCCCUGUGAAAAAAGUUUGCUGACCUCUGCCCUAAGGGGUCAAUGAGGACCAAGAAGCAGGAGCAUGAUAAAUUUCUUUUGAAUUUUACAUACUGACCAGCUCAUUUCUCAGCUUCUGGUUUUUCUUUGGUGUGUGUACUCUGCUUGGUGAAAUACAGUCAAACCUCAGUUCCCAAACGGCCUUGUUUGCGAAUGUUUUCGCUCCCGAAUGCCGAAAACCUGGAAGUAAAUACUCUGGUUUUCGAACAUUUUUUGGAAACUGAACGUCCAACGCGGCUUCCACUUGAGUGCAGGAAGCUAUUGCAACCAAUCAGAAGCUGUGCCUCUGUUGUCGAACGUUUCAGAAGCUGAACAGGCUUCCGGAACAGAUUACGUUUGACAACUGAGGUUUGACUAGUAGGUCCACCUCUCGCCGGCCUGUGAAAAUCUAAGGUCUUGAAACAUUUGGUUACUUAUAGGCUCUGUUAUAUAUAUGCAUGGGGUUGUGUGUAAGUAAACAGGGUUCCCCCCAAGUUUUCCAAGUAGCAGCGCACUAACUUUACACCGUAGCUCACGAAAAUAAGUUCCACUGUGUAUACAGACAUGUGUAUUUUACCUACAUGUGUUUAGUGAAACCAAUGCCCUUAUGUAUAGAAUUUUUGACCAGGCGCAGACUUGUAUUGUGGAGCUUUUCAGAGGUUAAGGGACAAACAUAAAGAAGAAUCUUUGUGACACUUCUUAAUUUUCCAGAGUUCUGGAACUCUCAGUAUAUUGGUUGGUGAACUGCUCUGUGCUAAAAUAACACCUCUGCUAAACCAAGGAGUAGAUAGUACCUAGGAGUAGAUAAUACCUAAAUGGCAAUGUCACAAGCACCACAAGUGAAGCUAAUUUAGCAGCUGUAUAGCUUUUCUAGGACAAUGAAGAUAAAUGUUUCUAAUGGAAACUUGUAGCCAAAAUAUUGCAUUGAAUGUUUCACUCUUGGAAAACUAAACUGAGAAUUCUUCCUCAAUCUUCUUUUUCUGUAAGGUUCUUUGUCCUACUGUACAAAUGCAACGGAAAGUGAUAACUGUACGUCUACUUUUAGAAAUGAAACUUGUUCAGGUAAAUAUUUACUACUACACUUGUGAUGUAAAAUCAAUUCGUUGUUUAGGAUCCAUGCAGUUGGGAAUGUUAAAGUCUCCAAAGCUGGAGUUGCCAGUGCAGCACUUGCAGGCGCACAUACAUCCAAUGAAACCUUCAUUGACUUCCACAGCAUCCCCAUUUCCUCUUCUAUUGGGUAUAUUACCCCCCCCACCAUAAUUAGAUUUCAAAAUUUGGUCUUAAUAGAAAGCUUUUCUCAAGCCUCAUUAUUGUGGGAGUAUAUGUGGAUGAUCAUCCUGGAGAAUGUUGCUGGGGAAGGAACUUAAAGCUUUCCCCCUCUAGCUGCACAUUCCAGGAAGAUCUGUUUCCCCACUCCUAAAUUAGGUGGGGCGGGGAUGGAAGCUGAAACACUUUUUUCAAGCUGUAUUGCUGGUGGAACAUACGUGUGUGGGACUCAUGGGUUUCUCAGUGUGCCCACUGCCCCAUAAAUGUUGAUGAUCCCUGACCCAAGGCCACAGGAGAGGUUAUUAUUGCUGCUGCACAGAUCUGCCACACCUGGGACAAUGGAAGAAGUUAGGUAAAAGGUCCAGUGGAAGAGCAGGAUAGGAGGUGUAGAGGUUUUUAAACAUGGGUUUCUUGGAUGUAAUCUGGCAAAUUACCUUUUAUUUAAUUAUUCCCCCACCAGUAUUGAAUAAUUAGCACUUGAACGGAUAGCAGAAGCUAUUUUCUGUCCCUAUGGUAAAACAGUUGGGGAAGUGUAAUUUCACUUAGGUUGUAUGCGAAUAUCUUCAGACAGGAGUAACUAUUGCAUGCCACCAACAAUAUUGAUCAGCUCUUGUCUAUUGCAAGAAUUGGACAGCUGUCAAACAGUAAGUGCUGUAGUAGUUCACCCUUUCUCUUUCAUUUCACUACAAGUAGAUUCUCAUGGAUAACAUGGCUGUCCACUGCUUCAGGUAGUGGUGAGUGUGCAAUAGCAAAUUGAUGUCGUGUGUCUAUCCAAAUAGGAGGAGUUUGGAAACAUAGGAUCCUCCCUUUUAUUGAGUCAUACCAUUGAUCUAUCUAGCUCAGGAUUGUUCACUGACUGGCUGUGACUCUUAGGGUUUCAGAAAGUAUUCUUUUACAGCUUUAACUGAAGGUGCUAGGGAUUCAAAAGGGACCUUUUGCAUGCAAAGCAUGUGCUCUUACUGUACCACAGUUGAGGACCUUUUAACUGAGCCACGAUGAAAAUGCUUCUUGAAAUAAGAAGAAAGUGAAUAAUUGCAUCACUUUAGGUAUAGGCUUGGUGCUUUGUUUGUUUUUUAGGAUGGGCUGUAUCUGAGGGAUGUUAAUUUGCUAGUGAAACAUCUAUUUUUUUAAUAUUUGCCCCACCAUAGUAGGAUGCCACGUGUAGGUAGAGCAGCUGUUUUUAAGACCAGCGGGCACACUUUAAAUAUUGAGAGAAUGCUGUGGUUGACAAGGCACAGUCAUUGUUUCUUCCCAGCGUCCCGCUUCAUGUUUACCAGGGGAAGUCAGUGAUGUUCUGCUGGUCCUGAUCAUGGAGAUACAGUAGUUCAAGACACAAAACCCUUUCCCCACUCGAUGCCAUUCAUAAACCAAAGCCUAGGUUGUAGUAAGGCCCAUUAUACACAAAGAGACUUAAUUGUGAAGUAGACAUGUAUAUUAUUGUACUGUUAGUGUGAAUUCUUAAUGAGUGCCUGGCUCUCUUAAGGCACUCUUAAUGAGUGCCUUAAUGAGUGCAUGCACACGAAAGCUUAUACCAAGAACAAACUUAGUUGGUCUCUAAGGUGCUACUGGACAAUAUAGAAAGGUAGGGAGACAGACAGACAGACUGUGUCAGACCGACUGUGUCAGACCAACACGGCUACCUACCUGAAUCCACCUGCAUGUGAUUGUGCAGUAGUAUGUGCAGAAAAUAAUUUAUGGGUGGGUACCUAAUCUCAGAAGAAUUCACCACAGUAAAGAUGUAAGCUGAAGGGCGAAAGUCAACGUUUGGGGCCAGUUACAAUUGUAAUUGUAUGAUCUGUUCUCCAUCACAGCCUCGGAUGUAUCUUGGGAACAGAGGUGGCUAUUGAUAACAUUAGUACCUCUUAUAGCAUAAUCCACAUCUCCUUGGAAUUAAGAGCUAUUGAAUUCAAUGGAGCUUCUUCACAUGUAAAUGGGGUUAAGAUUGUAGCCUCAGUGUUUAAAUAUUCUGUUUUCUGCUUCAUAUUUUUGUUUUUUUUAGUUCCUCCUAAGCCUACCACAGUUGCACCUACCACAGCCAACACUUCUACCCCAGGUAACAAACUUUUGUGCAUUAAUAAGUAAACAAGUAUAAAGGUUUCACCUGUAAUAAGGUUUCCAGGAUUACUUUGGGAAAAUCAGAAAUGAGAGCUCGUGGUUUUAUCCAGUUUCUUGAAAUGGCUUAAUCACUAUAAAGGACAGGCAAGUAGUAGUAGUAGUAGUAGUAGUAGUAGUAGUAGUAGUAAUAUAUUAUUUAUACCCCACCCAUCUGGCUGGGUUUCCCCAGCCACUCUGGGCGGCUUCCAACACAAUAUUAAAAUACAGUAAUGCAUCAAACAUUAAAAGCAUCCUUAAACAGGGCUGCCUUUAGAUGUCUGGUAGUUAUUGUUCUCUUUGACAUCUGUUGGGAGGGUGGGUGCCACUACUGAGGAGACCCUCUGCCUGGUUCCCUGUAACUUGGCUUCUCACAGCGAGGGAACCGCCAGAAGGCCCUCGGCGCUGGACCUCAGUGUCUGGGUAGAACGAUGGGGAUGGAGAUGCUCCUACCAGUACUAUGAGUUGCAGGCCAGAAUACUGAUAAUUUCCUGUCCUUUACUGAAUUGUCUUUGAUCACUAAGGUAGAUGAUACAAUUUAUUGAUGGGAGAAAAACGUGUAUUGAGAAUUCAUGUUAGUGAAGAGCAUGUAGUAGAAUUAGCCAAGAAAAAAUUUGAAUGCACAGGGGAGUGACUACAUGUACACUUCCUCUACAUGCAUACUUCCAUGUUUCUUUCAUUCUCUUCUGGAAUGUCAAGAAUCGACAUUAUUGUAUAUAUGGCAGGAGGUUCCUGGGAUCUGUGCUAAAAUGAUUUCUACUUGUCUGGUUUUGUUAAUUGUCCACUUUGUUGGGGACCUAGCUUUUUACAUAACGUCAGUAAUGUUUUCCCUAAUGUGUUUAAUUUUUGAUUCUUGAAUUAUAUUGUAUAGAUUUCAGAUAAUCUCAUAAUUUGAAAAAAAAAUGCCUUCAAAAUGGAGGAAAUGACUUUUUAAAACUACUACCAAUUUUUCUAUCCAUGCAUAAAUAUUUUCCAUUGAUAAUUAUUACUGUGAAAUGCAUCUAACAGUGCCUUUGUUCUGCAAUCAUUUGCUCAACUUGUAAGAUUAAAAUAGUUAUUUAAAGCUGGUUCCAAGAUGUGGUAUUUUCUUUGAAACAGGUCCUACACAUAACGCAACUGCACCAGCCAAACCUACUUCUGCCAGACCUACUACUUCUAAUAGUACAAUAGUUACACCUGCUGCUAGCAACACAACUUCUACACCAGGUAAUAUUUGAUUUAUAGCAAGAUUAAAAUCAGUCAUGUCACAGAGACAUUAGCAUCUCUCUCGCAUGCACAUACAUACAGCUCUCAAUCAUGUGCACUCAAAGCAUACUUGUGCAUGAAUGUAGACAUAUUCAGAAAAACCCCUCCGUUGGUGAAGGAAGUGCCUCUUGUUUAAAAAUAAUAAUCAAAAAUAUUAUUAUUUUUGGUGGGGGGGAUCCAAGUGGUAGGAAUCCAAGACAUUAGGGCCACCAACCUGGUGCUCGGUGGUGAUCCAUGCAUUAAAGAAUAGCUUUCUAAAUUUGCACAGCUUAUCACUAGUAACUCUACUUCUUUCAUUUGACAGGCUCAGCUUCUCCCCAACCAACUUCCAAACCAUCUCCACACAAAUCCACCUUUGAUGCUGCCAGUUUCAUUGGUGGUAUCGUCCUAGUGCUGGGACUGCAAGCAGUAAUAUUCUUUCUCUACAAAUUUUGCAAGUCCAAAGAACAAAACUAUCAUACCCUCUAGAAUACGUUGCUUUUAAGUGGACUUUACAAGGUCAACAUUUGUGGUUAGCUGCACCAAAAUAUCUUUAUUCCUUAUAGAAGACAGCAAUUCAAAAUACUCUUAUUCUUCAAGACUUUUUUAAAAAAAGAAAAUGUUUCUGCAACAUGCUUGGAAGAAGGUUGUAAGAAUCAUGUUUUGCUCUGCAAGAAUACUUGCAAUAUUGUGCAUGAAUCCUCAUUGGCUGUCUGAAAUUUCUUUAGUGGCUGCUGCUGUGAAACCGUUUCUUUUAUCUGACAUGCCAAAUGUAGACUUUAAUAGUAACUAUAUUCAUUGGCAGCAGUGUUCUUGAUAUAUAACUUUAUGAUUGCAAUUGAUAAGUUAGCCUUAAAUGCAGUGCCCCCUACAUUAUUAUUAUAAUUAUUAUUAUUACUAUUAAAAUGUGAAUUCCUGGUGACUUGGCAUAAAACACUAUGUGUGUGAAAACUGGCUUUUUAUAGUGUACUGCUAGGAGAUUGGGGCAAAUUUCUAGAACUAUGUUUUUUUUCUUAAGGAUUAUGGAAGCCCAUAUUUUUCUAUACUUGGUGUCAGAAGGAUAAUUGUUUUCUAAUGUAAGCGUAAGCAGCCAUAGGAAGAAUGAUAGUCAAAGAAUGCUAGUUCCUUGGUGCAUAAGGAAGAAAGACCAGUGCCUUAAUGAGUAGGUUGCAAACUGAAACGUUUGUGCCAUUUUAUUUGUUUGAGGUACAGUGAAUGUCAUUCCACUUGCAGCAAUUUCAUUCUAGUAGACACAUGAACUUGGGCAUUAUUUAUAUAUACUUGUCUUUAUAUAAGUUUUUGUGAAGACAGAUGUGGAAAGAAAACAGUGUAAGCAAUCUUCAUAUACUGUUCCUAAAGCCAUGUGUCUCUAGCCUUCAAAACACUUGCCUUGGAAAGUUCUAUUGACAUGCUUUACAUUUCAGAGCAGUACUUUCAGUAGACACAUUUUGUGAUUGCAAACCUACCAUAAUUCUGUAUGGAUUUGAGAGAAUAUUUGCUCUUAUAUCAAUGCAGUUUCCUUCCUUAAGUUUCAUAAAACACAGAUAGUCAUGGUGGAAGUAGGCAGCCCGAGCACUUGGAGCUAUGUAAGUUUUUGAUAAUUGUCAAAAUAGACUGCUAAUUCUUGUUUUGCAGGUUAUAUGGCAAGCAUAGUUUAAAUGCCAGAAAUGCAACAUUAAGUGAUGCUUUUGGAUUAGCUCUAUUGCUUGCUUGAUUUUAAGCUGCUGAUGAUAAGUCUGGGUUUAUGGCUUAUUGCUAAAUUUUACUGCAUUUUAAUUGCUCAACUUCUCUAGCCCUUGUAGCUAAUAGUAUUCACUUCAAUAAUGUUGCAUAGAAAGUUUAUUCAUAAUAAUACUUAGCAAACAGUACUGUAACUUUCAGGCAACUGCACUCCUAAAAGACAAUCAGCUCAGGUGUAUGAAAUGGUAAAUUGAUCAGCCAAUUUUCAGCAAGCAACACAUCUGUAGUAGGUGGUAUUUAAUGGCCUUAAGCUGUAUAGUCCAUUGUUUAACAUAAUUCCCCAUCUCUUUUAGCUUCAUAAAUUUAGAUAAAAUCUUAGAAUAUAUUCUAAACCUUAAGCAUAAUUAAAGCACUUCUAAACAGUGACAGUUUAAAAAAAGCCUCUUUGCACUCUAAAGCUGUAAUAAGCUUAUGCUUAGUGGUGAGACUUAGAAAUUAUUUCUAGUUAGUGUUGCUUCCUUACUGGCUCUUGAAUGGCUACGUCUUGUAAACUUGUAGCAGAAGAUUUCAAGACUAACAGUGCAACUUGCAGUUCCAGAAUUGAAAUUUGAGCCAAUUUUAUUACUGAGCCAAGAGUAAGUGCUGUUUAAAACACCACUAAAUAGUCAUGUAUUCUGUGCUGAUGUUAACAUUAUGAAUCUUUCAAGUGCCUUAAAUUUUAUUACUGUCAGCUACAUGUCUGUUGAAGGAAUGUGGGGAGAGGAAUUUUAGUCACUAGUCUUGCCCCAUUGCCAGCAAUUGUUCUUUUCCAAUGACUUUAGGAAAUUCAGGUCUCACUGCUACUCUUCAGGAAGUCUGCAUUUUCUACUUGGUUGGGGUAUAGGCGUGUACCAGGUCUUUAAGACAUUUCUAAUAUCUUCAUGCAGUGGCAUAUUUGAUUUUCUAGACCCAAGCUUUAUCACUAACUUACCAAACCUUGGCUAAGACUGUGAGGGUGAGCCCUCUUACCUUCUAUAGCUAGAUCAGUGACAGUUGUUGUUUUUCUGGUAGUGACAUUAACCUGACUACGUACAAAUUAGGUAAACUAAUAGAUUUUCACAGCUUCUGUCUGCUUUUUGGAGUAUAUACAUAGGGUUUUGGUUUUUUUUAACCACCCCUGUCUGUGAAAUAGACUUUUAAGGCAGUGAAUUGUGACUUCCAAGCUCUUAAUACAGAUUUUCCCUAAAAUUUAACACCUGCAAGUAUGUUGCAUCUAGAAUGGAAUGUUAUAGACAUUACUGUACUGCAUAUGUGUGUUGUCUUCAUUGGAAGAAAAUGCAAAAUAAUUAAUCACAAAACCAAAAUAAAUCAUUUAUUAAACUGUUUCUGUUCGUCUGCCUAUCUUUUUCUCCUCCCCAAAAAAUCCAGCUUGUUCUGGGCCAUAAAAAGCAAUGUGUGUUGUACAUGGCCUCUCCAUUUGCCAAAGUAAAUUUCAAGUGGUGAGGAUUGUUGGGUAAUCCAGCAGAUCUCUCAUUUAAAGCUCUUUGUCAAAGACAAAAAUAAAAUUGAAAGUAUACAGAUGUAGCUUGUCAUACUAUGAAAUAAUUUUAUAAAAACACAAAUCAGCUACAUAAUUGCUUUGCAGAAUUUGGUCAAAGUCAUGCAAAUGCACCAUGGCCAGCCAAAUAAGCUUGUUGCCAUAAACACAUAUUGUGAUAGUGCAUUCCUUAUAUAUUUGUUUGAAUAAAGGCUUUCAGUUGCCUGUCCUGAAUCUGCUUCACCAGUUAAUAACCUCACGUCAUCAGAUUUUUGGCACUAGAAAAUCUGGUGGGAAAGUGGCUUAUUAAAAGUUAUGGAUAACUAUAAGCAAAUUAAAACAUCCCAUUUUUGAGCAUGACCAGAGUUCUCAAGCAAGACUGCUUUGUACUUUAUCGUGGAAUCAAACCAACAAGUAACUCUUCAAAGAAGCAGUAGAAGCUUAUUUUUCAGAUGUCUUCUGUCCACAAAACUGCACAGGUGACAUAGAAGAGUUUUCUGUAAGAGCUGGCAAGAGAACAUCUAUCACGCUAUUUCUCCACCCACAAGGUACCUUUAAAUAUAAAUAAAAACUGUUGUAAUUCUCAUCUGUUUCACCUUGAAUAGUCAAAAUUUCAUUCAUUGGGGGGGGGGGGUAGAUUGCUUAACUGCUGUGGGCCAAAAGUUUAUUGUACAGGAGGAAUUCCCUGAGAAGCAUGAAUGAAGAGUUAAUCUAAUAUCACUGUUUUAUAAAGCAAGUCCUCAGUAUAGCUUGCUUAACGUCUCUACAACCCAAUUGUCACUGUCUUGCAUUAGAGAUUCAUACUAACAUUGCUCCCCAAAUACUUCGCUACUCACCGUUUUGGGCCUCUGAAUCUUUUCUGGUUUUAUAUUGCUGCUACCCACAGAGUCAGCAACCAAAAGCUGCUGCCUGAAGUCCUUGGUUAACGUGAAUGUUGAAAUGCCUGUAUUCUGGCUCCAUGAAGCAGAGCCUGGAACAUAAUGUUAAAUAAUGUCAUUUAAGUGCUGCCUUUGUGGAACUGUUCUAGAACAUGCUUUUGUGUGCAAACACUGCUGACACUGUAUUCCUUGGUAAUACAUGCUGUUGACACUAUUGUUUUGUAAAGGAGAGAUUUCCAUUUUUCUACAAUAUUCUCACAGUCAAUGGUUAACAGUUAAAAUGUGAAUGAUCUUUGAUGCAGUCCCAAUAAAUGGUCUGAUAACAAU
Messenger RNA from Podarcis lilfordi (Lilford's wall lizard), 14545 nucleotides. Lineage: Eukaryota; Metazoa; Chordata; Lepidosauria; Squamata; Lacertidae. The record is from the annotation of a GenBank genome assembly.